GAUAGUUGUCAAGUUUAAGCCGAUCAGAAUCGAAAUCGCACUGUUUUUACAAUACAAUCAAUGUUUUUACUAACACAAAACAAUCCGAGUUAUUGCAAUAAUUGAUAAAUACAAACGAAUAUAAAACACAUAAAUACAAAGCGGUGAACAAAUCUCUUUACAAUGAUAUGACAACAACGCUCAAAACGUCAAAAUACAUACAGGAACUGUCAGAAAUCAUACACAUUUUCUAAACCACUAAAUCUUAUUGCUACGAAGAAUGAGUGCGAAAGGAUGUUUCCAUUUACAAAUGUUCAAGAAAGACAGUAACAAUCUCGAAUCGUUUAAAUGGAUACACUCGGUGUUUGUGGUCGGGACGCCGGCGAGAAGUCGUCGAACGAGGGUAAUGAAUUCGUAUUGCCGGACGUGCAAAAACAGGGGUCCAUUUCUGCACGCCUGUUUGGAAUGCGUGUUCUUCGGAUGCCACAAACACAUUAGGGAACAUAUGAGACUUGAUAAGCACACAAUUUCAGUGGACCUAACGUACGGCCAAGUGCACUGUUUCUCUUGCAACGACUACGUAUACGAUGCGGAAAUCGACAGUAUUACUAUGGAUAAUAAAAUGCAGGCCGGCAAAUUCAAAAAAAGGUUGUUCGAAUGGACAUCCUGGGAUCCGACGGAAGAAGAACGCGAUCUACUGGAGCAUAGAACAAAGAAAAUUUGCAUAACGCCCGAAUCGACAAUCGGACUGCGUGGGUUGUUAAAUUUGGGGGCGACGUGUUUUAUGAACUGCAUCGUACAAGCGUUGAUGCAUACGCCACUAUUACGCGACUAUUUCCUCACUGAGCGGCACAAGUGUAACGGUGUCCCCGGCACUUGUUUGGUCUGCGAGGUGUCCAAACUAUUCCAGGAAUUCUACAAAGGGGCGCGUGUGCCGCUGGCGUUGCACGAGCUCCUGCAUCUGAUCUGGACGCACGCCCGUCACCUCGCGGGCUACGAGCAGCAGGAUGCGCACGAGUUCUUCAUCGCCACCUUAGACGUCUUGCACCAACAUUGUUUGGCGACCAUGCCUCAUAUGCACAAUAGUUCUGGUGAACGGAACGGAGGUGGCGGCGGUGUCGGCGGCGGCGCCAAGACUUGUCCCUGUAUCAUCGACCAGAUUUUCGCCGGCGGGCUGCAAAGCGACGUCGUAUGCCAAAAAUGCAAAGGUGUAUCUACAACCAUCGAUCCUAUUUCCGAUUUUUCUUUGGAUUUGGGGCCCGUGUCGAUUGGAUGCCGGCCUCCCUCCUCCCUUAUAGAUUGUCUGGAACGGUUUACUAGGGCCGAGCACCUCGGUUCCAGCGCAAAAAUAUUUUGCGAGAAGUGCAAAUCCUAUGAGGAGUCCACCAAGCAGCUCACCCUUAAAACGCUUCCAAUUGUCGUCAGUUUUCAUUUGAAGAGAUUUCAACAUUCCACUGAGAUGGAGAAGAUCUCGACGGUAAUAUCGUUCCCAGAAACAUUAGACAUGACGCCUUUCAUGAGUCGGCACGGUCGUCGAGACACGCCUACCGUCCCUUCGGAUAAUAGAUACUCACUUUUCGCAGUAAUAAAUCACGUGGGAUCAUCGAUCAACGUAGGUCACUACACCGCAUUUGUGCGCCAGCAGCAUGAUUGUUGGUAUAAAUGUGACGAUCAUGUCAUUACACGAGCUAAUUUACGGGAGGUGCUUGACUCAGAAGGGUAUUUACUAUUUUAUCACAAACAAACACUGGAGUAUGAGUGAUAGGAACUUUGUCCGUUUAUGUUUACAUGGUUAAAAGAAGACUUCCACAACAGUGACCUCAUCAAGAAUAAUCUGAAAUUAGGCUUUUUAUUGACGACUGACUUUAUUUUGUAUUACCCACAUUUUAUACUGCCACCUGAACAAAUAUUUUUUGCUCAAUUUUAUUAUUUUAAUAAAGACAGGUAAAUUUA
Aethina tumida (small hive beetle) is the source of this 1932-nucleotide messenger RNA. RefSeq names its product ubiquitin carboxyl-terminal hydrolase nonstop (gene not). Bases 260 to 1741 code for a protein of 493 amino acids. Gene Ontology annotation, molecular function: zinc ion binding; cysteine-type deubiquitinase activity. The record is from RefSeq and is a predicted model, not a curated record. Lineage: Eukaryota; Metazoa; Arthropoda; Insecta; Coleoptera; Nitidulidae. The transcript is spliced from 7 exons. Gene Ontology annotation, biological process: protein deubiquitination.